AUGUCAAAACAAUAAAUAAAAAGACUAGACAGUGACAGCGAUCUUGAGGAACCAGAAUCACAAGUCUACAAACAAAUGAAACAAUUGCAGACUGUGAAGAGUAUCUCCCAAAUGAUCACUGAGAUCAUCCAGGAAGAAGAACUUGAUGAAGUGGAAGACAAACACAAAUACAUGAAGAAUUUGGUUGGACGCAAACUCAGUCAAUUAGACAGUCCAACUGAAUCUGUCAAAUCUGCACAUUCUUCUAAACCAUUCCAAAGUCCCAGGAAGACUCUUAAAAGAGACACCGUAUUUUUCGAAAAGUCUGACUUCGACAUUCUCAGUAUCCGAGAAUAUGAUUAUAUUGAAGUAUCCCUCUCCAUUUAAAACUAGAUUAAAAAAUGCGAACAAAGUGCUAUUCAUGAACAAAGUGAAAUUGAAGGCAGAGCUUCAGCAAAGAAGAUUGUCUCCCUACUCAAGAAACGCACAGAUUACAACCCUGAUCUCCAAAGUGAUUGGAAUGGAUUGGAAGAAGUUACCACCUAUUCAGCUGAUACUCAAGAACCCAUUGUUGAUUACAGAUGUCACAUUGAACUACUGCCUAAAAUGGAAAAAGUGGAAAUCCAUGUCUCCGAUGGAGUCUAUGCAGUGCAAUAAGAUGGACAUUGGCUUACUAAGAUGCAUUCCAUCAAGGAGUUCAUUAAGGAUCUCCUUACCUUCGUUGAAAUAGCCAAUGACAAGAUGAUUUCCGGUUGGUGUUAUUCGCGCAAUACGUAUUUGGAGUAGAAAUUCAAAAUGCAUUGUCUGUUUAAUAGUGACAGAGAAAGUGAGGAUCAAAAGCGAAUAAAGAAUAGGGAUUUUUAUAGUGUGCUUAAAAUAGACACUCACGUUCAUCAUAGUCAAAGUAUGAAUGGCAAGUAAUUACUUGAAUUUAUGAAGAAGAAAUUCAGACAAUGUCCUGAAGAAGUUGUCUAUUUGGAUGAUGGUAAAGAAAUGACACUCAAAGACAUUUAAAAGAGAUUUAAAUUCAAAACUGAAGAAUUAAAUAUCGAUCUCUUGGAUGUUUAAGCAGAUAAAUCUCUCUACAAGAGAUUCGAUAGAUUUACUAGCAAGUACAGUCCACUUGGAUAGCCACUGUUAAGAAGCAUCUUUUUGAAGACUGAUAAUUAUAUCAAAGGUAAAAUAUAUUGCUGA
Paramecium tetraurelia is the source of this 1173-nucleotide messenger RNA. RefSeq lists its product as uncharacterized. The transcript has 2 exons. The record is from RefSeq and is a predicted model, not a curated record. Lineage: Eukaryota; Ciliophora; Oligohymenophorea; Peniculida; Parameciidae. Gene Ontology annotation, cellular component: cytosol. Gene Ontology annotation, biological process: IMP salvage; AMP metabolic process. Gene Ontology annotation, molecular function: AMP deaminase activity.